Miniopterus natalensis is the source of this 1905-nucleotide messenger RNA. Lineage: Eukaryota; Metazoa; Chordata; Mammalia; Chiroptera; Miniopteridae. The record is from RefSeq and is a predicted model, not a curated record.
AUGUACGAGGCUCUUCCCAUCCUGCUCGACCUGGGAGAGUCUGGAGAGAAGCCCGGGGCAGGGCUGUAUCUAGCCCAGGGCACUCGGGCUCAGGACGGACGACUCCCCCCACCGGUUAUCACAGCUCGGCCUGCAUCCGUGGUUCUGUCUAAAAGCCCUGUGACCAUCCUGUGCCAGGGGCCUCCAGACGCUGAAGCAUAUGAGAUAUUCAAAGAGAAAGGACCUGAGCCGAGGAACAGGCUGGAAUUCCAGGUGGCCGGGAAGACCCGCACUUUAAAUUUCCAAGAGAUGAGACCAGACCUGACAGGACUGUACAGCUGUUCCUACAGGAGGGGAGAACACCAGUCCCUGCUCAGUGCCCCCCUGCCCCUGGUGAUGACUGGAGCUUAUGACAAACCCUCACUCUCGAGCAUGAACGGCACCGUGAUGGCUUCGGGAGACAAUGUGGACUUAGAGUGUUUCUCCAAGGCCAAGUUUCAAGCAUUUCUUCUCACCAGAGACGAUGCACCUCACCCCACCCAGAGACAAAGCUCCACCCCCCAGGACAAUGGACGUCAGGCCACCUUCCACAUGGACCAUGUCUCCCCCACUCAGGCAGGGGCCUACAGAUGCUACGGUGUCUUCACCACUGACCCCUACCUGUGGUCUCACCCCAGUGACCCAUUGGAGCUUGUGGUCACAGGACGACUCCCCCCACCGGUUAUCACAGCUCGGCCUGCGUCCGUGGUUCUGUCUAAAAGCCCUGUGACCAUCCUGUGCCAGGGGCCUCCAGACGCUGAAGCAUAUGAGAUAUUCAAAGAGAAAGGACCUGAGCCGAGGAACAGGCUGGAAUUCCAGGUGGCCGGGAAGACCCGCACUUUAAAUUUCCAAGAGAUGAGACCAGACCUGACAGGACUGUACAGCUGUUCCUACAGGAGGGGAGAACACCAGUCCCUGCUCAGUGCCCCCCUGCCCCUGGUGAUGACUGGACGACUCCCCCCACCGGUUAUCACAGCUCGGCCUGCAUCCGUGGUUCUGUCUAAAAGCCCUGUGACCAUCCUGUGCCAGGGGCCUCCAGACGCUGAAGCAUAUGAGAUAUUCAAAGAGAAAGGACCUGAGCCGAGGAACAGGCUGGAAUUCCAGGUGGCCGGGAAGACCCGCACUUUAAAUUUCCAAGAGAUGAGACCAGACCUGACAGGACUGUACAGCUGUUCCUACAGGAGGGGAGAACACCAGUCCCUGCUCAGUGCCCCCCUGCCCCUGGUGAUGACUGGAGCUUAUGACAAACCCUCACUCUCGAGCACGAACGGCACCAUGGUGGCUUCGGGAGACAAUGUGGACUUACAGUGUUUCUCCAAGGCCAAGUUUCAAGCAUUUCUUCUCACCAGAGACGAUGCACCUCACCCCACCCAGAGACAAAGCUCCACCCCCCAGGACAAUGGACGUCAGGCCACCUUCCACCUGGAUCAUGUCUCCCCCACUCAGGCAGGGGCCUAUAGAUGCUACGGUGUCUUCACCAAUGAGCCCUACCUGUGGUCUCACCCCAGCGACCCAUUGGAGCUUGUGGUCACAGGUGAGGGGCCCCGUCCGUCCCCAGCCUCCCUCCUGAAGUUGAGGAUGUCCAGCCCGAACCGCGCCCAGGGCCAUGGCCAGUGGUACCUUCUGGUUGGCCUCCCAGUGGCCGCCGUCCUGCUGCUCCUGCUCCUGCUCCUGUUCCUGCUCAUCAAAAACAAAGCUGCCAAGACAAAGAGACAGCCACAGGCCUCCAAUCCCAUGAGCGGGCGGGCCUCUGAAGCUAGAGACCAGCAGGAUGUCACCUAUCUCCAGGUGACCUUCAAUGUCCCCACCCAGGGGUCGGCUGCGACACCCUCCUCGCUGCCCCGGGAGGCCCAGACCAGCGAGUAUGCCACAGUCGCCCCGAGAUGA